GAUGCCAUGACGAGGCAUUUAGCGGUGGAGUGGGGCCCCAGCGGUGUGAGGGUGAACACCGUGGCUCCAGGGCCCAUCUCUGGCACAGAGGGAUACCGCAGACUGGGUGGUUCACAUGCUGAGACCGCAGGCGCUUUCCACAGCAUCCCGUUACAAAGAGCUGGAAACAAGACGGAGAUGGCGCACGCGGUUUUAUUCUUGGCCAGCCGCGCCUCCUCGUACGUCACUGGCUCUGUAUUGGUCGCCGACGGAGGGGCGUGGCUUACUUCAGCCAAUGACGUGGAGCGGCUGUUGGGUAUUGUCUCAUCUCGCUCUGCAAAACUAUGAACAGACUGCACCGCACACAGGUUUUUGGAUGGCAGAAAAAAGAAAGGAUAAAUAGCAAGAGGAUGAAAAAAAUGCAAUGAAUCUGCUGAAGUACAUUUGAAUGAGAAUUGUUGAAACGCGGGUUAUUCUUCACCCCAAAAUCAAGGAAAAGAAGUGAUGAUGAUCUGCUUAAAAACUAAUUUUUAAACAAACAUAUUAUUUUGUGACACUUUUUUUAUUAUAAAUGAGCACAAUGUCACCCAAAAUUCCUAACAAGACUUAAAAAUGCUUUUUACUUUUGACAAAAAAACAAAAGUGUCAAGAAAAGUUAGUUUUCAUUCCUUUUCCACAGUUAUGGUAGUUAGAAUAAGUUUCCUUUGUCUCAUUACUGUAAUGAAUGAUUUUUCCCUUCAGAAUAUGAGGUGAAAUAUGACUUGAACAGAUUGUUAUAACCCUUGUGUCGUCUUAACUGUUGUUAGACAUUUCUAGCAAAUUAUUCACGAAAGGUUUAGCAAUUAUAUUAGAUUAAAAUAUCCACUUAUAGCAGCAUUAAUAUAAAUAAACCUUCAACACUACAUAACUUAGUGCUGUUUUCUAAAUUUUAACUGUUUUAUAUUCACAGACUGUGCUCCAUGAAGACAUUUGGUCAAUUUCCUAGAGUAAAUAUAUAAAAACUCACACUUUAAAGACGAUUUUCUCAGAUUUUGCAUCAUUUUGAACGUCAGAUACAUGUUUUUCAAACAAAAGUGCAAACAUUUGUAUUUCUAUUGUAUUUUACAUAACAGUUUUCAUAAUAAAUCAUUUAUAAUAAUUACCAA
Molecule: messenger RNA, 1124 nt
Organism: Danio rerio (zebrafish)
Lineage: Eukaryota; Metazoa; Chordata; Actinopteri; Cypriniformes; Danionidae
Gene: decr2
Product: 2,4-dienoyl CoA reductase 2, peroxisomal
Biological process (GO): fatty acid catabolic process
Cellular component (GO): peroxisome
Molecular function (GO): 2,4-dienoyl-CoA reductase (NADPH) activity
Source: RefSeq, marked provisional